Molecule: messenger RNA, 552 nt
Organism: Trypanosoma brucei brucei TREU927
Lineage: Eukaryota; Euglenozoa; Kinetoplastea; Trypanosomatida; Trypanosomatidae
Product: ADP-ribosylation factor, putative
Exons: 1
Coding region: 1-552 (183 amino acids)
Biological process (GO): cilium assembly
Cellular component (GO): cytoplasm; microtubule cytoskeleton
Molecular function (GO): GTPase activity; GTP binding
Source: RefSeq, a predicted model, not a curated record
AUGCUUAAGGGGAUCCGUAGCCGUGCGAAACGUGAUAAUGAGCCGCGUGUACUGAUAGUGGGACUUGACAACGCUGGAAAGACUACCGUACUGAAUGCAUUGGGAGAAGACGAGGUGCCUGUGGAGGGAAAAGUUUCCCACGCCGCACCUGAGGGACCAACGCAAGGGUUUAAUAUCAAAACACUCACACGUGGGAAUAAACGGGCUAAGUUAUGUGAUCUCGGUGGCCAGCGGGCGCUGCGAGACUAUUGGCAGGAUUACUACAGCAACACGGACUGCAUUAUGUACGUGGUGGAUUCUUCUGACCACCGCCGACUCGAAGAAUCUCACGCUGCAUUUGUGGAUGUUCUAAAGGGCAUUGAAGGUGCUCCGGUUUUGGUGUUUGCGAAUAAACAAGAUCUUGCAACCGCAAAAGAUGCUCAGGCGAUCGCAGAAUGCCUUCAUUUGCAUGACUUCCGAGACCGCAAGUGGCACAUCCAAGGCUGUAGCGCCAAAACGGGAGCAGGACUGGAGGAAGGCGUGGCAUGGAUACUUAGCACUUGUGCCCCGUAA